CCGCCUCCGGGGUCAGUGUCCACAAGCUUUCUGGAUCCCAGACCCGCACCUGGGCUUGAGAACCGGGGCGCGCUGUUGCCCCAGCGCCUCCCUCCGAAGCCACCUGAUGGGGACCUCUUCCCAGGACAGAGAGCAUGAAGGCAGGCGCGCGGGAGCCAAGCCUGAACGACAAUCUGAGGGCCGUGGUGUCCGUGCUGGGCUCUUGGCUUCGGGAUCACCCUCAGGAUUUCCGAGACCCCCCUGCCUACUCGGACCUGGGUAGUGUCCGGAUCUUUCUGGGCUGGGCUGCCCCAGGGGGUGAGGAGGCCCAGGAAGCAGAGAAGCUCUUGGAAGAGUUCUUGGAGGAGGCCGAUGGAGAGCAAGAAGAGGAGCAGCCUGCGCUGUGGGCAGGACCUCCAAGGGCCGCCCAGCCCCCCAGACCUUACUCCCCGGAAGGCUUCCCAGAAGAGGAGGGAGGGCCCCGGCGGGAAGGUCCCGAGCUCCUGGACUGCGGAGUGGACGAGGUGGCCGAGCAGCUGACCCUCAUGGACGCGGUGGGGACCCCGACGGUGGCAGGUUGGGGUGCUGUGGGCGGGGGCGCAGGUCACCCUGAGAACCCGUCUCCCCCACCCCAGAAGCUCUUUUCGCGCACCGGCUGCGUGCUGGGUUCGGUGCUCGGGGCCCCCGGCCUGGCUGCCCCGCAGAGGGCGCAGCGCAUCGAGAAGUGGAUUCGGAUUGCUCAGCGCUGCCGGGAGCUGCGGAACUUCUCUUCCCUGCGCGCCAUCCUGUCCGCGCUCCAGUCCAACCCCAUCUACAGGCUUAAGCGCAGCUGGGGGGCCGUGAGGCGGGAACUGCUAUCCACUUUCAGGAAACUUUCCCAGAUUUUCUCCGACGAAAACAACCACCUCAGUAGCAGAGAAAUUCUUUCCCAGGAGGAGGCCACAGAGGCGCCCCAAGAGGAGGACAGCGCCCCGGGACGUGUGCCCUCAAAACUGCGCACAGGUCUUGUCCCCUACCUUGGCACCUUCCUCACGGACCUGGUUAUGCUGGACACAGCCCUGCCGGAUUUGUUGGAGAGCCACCCUCCCCAGGAGUGGGAGAUCCUGGCCCGAAUCCAGCAGCUUCAGCGGCGCUGUCGGAGCUACAGCCUGUGCCCCCGCCCACCCGUCCUGGCCGCCCUGCGAGCCCAGCACCAGCUCAGCGAGGAACAGAGCUACCGACUCUCCCGCGUCAUCGAGCCCCCGGCAGCCUCCUGCCCCAGCUCCCCCCGCAUCCGGCGCCGUAUCAGCCUCACCAAGCGGCUCAGUGCGAAGCUGUCCCGGGAGAAGAGCGCGCCCCCUGGUGGGAGUCCCGGGGACCCUUCGUCGCCCACCUCCAGUCUGUCCCCGGGGUCCCCCCCAUCCAGUCCCGGAGCCAAGGACCCUCCUGUCGCCGGAAGUCCCCCCGACUCUCCAGGGCUCCAGGGCCCCUGCACCGAGCUGCCCCAGAACCUGGACGUAUCUGGCCCCCGGGCCCCAGCAUUGCCCCCAAGCAGCCCACGAGUUCCCCUCGGGCAGCAGAGCUCAGAGGCCCGAGUCAUCCGCGUGAGCAUCGACAACAGCCAUGGGAACCUGUACCGGAGCAUCCUGCUCACCAGCCAGGACAAAGCCCCCGGUGUGAUCCAGCGGGCCCUGGAGAAGCACCACAUGGUCCAGCCCCAGGGCUGUGCCUACCAGCUCUUCCAGGUCCUCCCUGGGGACAGGGAGCUCCUGAUUCCGGACAACGCCAACGUCUUCUACGCAAUGAGUCCGGCUGCCCCCGGAGACUUUGUGCUACGGAGGAAGGAGGGAGCUCGGCCUGUGGCCUCUGUCUCCCCAGCCUGAGUGAGCCCUCUCCUGCCUCCAGCCCAGAGCCCCAUGGCUUCUGUCACCAUGGGAGGGGGGUUAGGGACGCCAUUGUAUGCUGUGCUGU
Fukomys damarensis (Damara mole-rat) is the source of this 1929-nucleotide messenger RNA. RefSeq names its product ral guanine nucleotide dissociation stimulator like 3 (gene Rgl3). Bases 135 to 1841 code for a protein of 568 amino acids. The record is from RefSeq and is a predicted model, not a curated record. Gene Ontology annotation, biological process: positive regulation of GTPase activity; Ras protein signal transduction. Gene Ontology annotation, molecular function: guanyl-nucleotide exchange factor activity. Gene Ontology annotation, cellular component: plasma membrane. Lineage: Eukaryota; Metazoa; Chordata; Mammalia; Rodentia; Bathyergidae. The transcript is spliced from 15 exons.